AUGGAUGCAGCUUUUCCCUCUACACGCCUCACGAGUUUCGCUGAUUCUCACCCUUUGGCAACAGCCAUUUCCGCUGUGAUCAGCUUGGGAGUCAUCUACUUCGUUGUCCUCCUCCCGCUCUACAACAUUUACCUGCAUCCUCUUCGAAAGUAUCCGGGCCCAAAGCUCUGGGCAGCAUCUCAGAUCCCAUGGUUUCGCUCAUACUUGGGCGGAUUGUACCACAUCACGAACCGCGACUUACACGAGAAAUAUGGCCCUGUCGUUCGUGUCGGCCCCAAUGAGCUGUCAUUCAACGGCCCGGACGCUUGGCAGUCCAUCAUGGGCCAUCGUAAGUCUGGAGAGGCUGAGAACGGCAAGGCCGCCUUCUAUGCGGUUCCGCCUCUCAUCACGGGUCUCAACAGAACGAACCAUUCCCGCGUCCGCCGACUCAUGUCCCACGGAUUCUCGUCCGCAGCUUUGCGAGAACAGGAGUCAAUGAUCCAGGGCUACAUCGACUUGUUGAUCCAGCGUCUUCACGAAAACAGCAACCAGGGCGCGUUGGAUAUCUGCGCCUGGUUCAACUACGCCACGUUCGAUAUCAUCGGAGACCUCACCUUCGGAGAGCCGUUCGGGUGCCUGCAACAAUCGGCUAUGCAUCCCUGGGUCCAACUGAUCUUCGCCAACGUCAAGACAUCGGCUAUCGAAUCUGCUCUCGCACGGUUCCCAGUCGCGAAACAGUUGCUCCCCUUCUUCGUGUCGCCCAAGUUGGUGAAGCAAGCAUCUGAGAGCAAGGAACUCUCGAAAGAGAAAGUCUCCAGACGUCUAGAACUACAAGACGCUCGGCUCGAUCUUGUGCACGGCAUGACCGCCGGGAAGGGAGGAUUGACAUUGACGCGCGAAGAGUUGGACCGUAACUCGGAGGGACUUAUCAUCGCAGGAUCGGAGACAACAGCGACCGCUCUUUCUGGGGCCAUGUACAUGUUGACAACUCACCCGGAGAUCAUGAAGACGCUGAGUGACGAAGUUCGCUCGGCCUUUGCGUCGGAGUCAGAAAUCAACUCUCUCAACACCGCCAGACUGCCGUAUCUUCAAGCUGUUCUGGAGGAAACUCUCCGAUUCUUUCCCCCGGCGCCCAAUUCUUUGCCUAGAAUCACGCCACCCGAGGGAAACAUCGUUCUGGGCGACAAGAUCCCGGGCAAUACUGUGCUUUCCAUUCCUCACUGGGCCAUGUAUCACAGCCGCAGUAACUUCAGUCGACCCGACGAGUUCAUCCCAAACAGAUGGCUCGACGAUCCGACCUUCGCCAAUGACCGCAAGGAGUGCAUGAAUGUGUUUUCUUUUGGCCCGCGCAACUGCAUCGGAAAGAAUUUGGCAUACGUCGAGAUGAGAAUGUUUCUCGCCCGCGUCGUUUGGAACUUCGAUAUCGAGCUUGCAGCGGCUAAGGGUGUAGACGGCCUCGACUUGGUAAAGUUGGUUGACAACUCGGUCCAAAAUCAUAUUGACAGAUUUCAAGCCAGCGAGACCAUGCCGCCGUGGCUCGCCCAGGCGGUGAUCUUGAAUCAAAUCUCAACCUCUUUCACGAAUGAGGCACUUACGGUCGAAAGGUCCAAGAUAUCUAGGGGCAUCCUCGACAACGUGUUGAGGAAGUUUGAGACACCGCUGCAAGUAGCUGCAUUGGACUUUCUUGCGGCGGAAGAGGCGAAUGACGUCGGCGACGAAAUGUUGUGGAAAGCGUGGGUUGACUGGGAAGUCCUACGGCGCCUGGCCUACGGUCUUUGGCUCAUAGACAGCCAGAUCUGCUUGUUGUUCAACUAUACGCCAGCCGUCCCUACUGAGUCUCCCGCUCUUCAAACACCUCUCCCCUCGCACGAAAGAAUGUGGGAAAGACCUUGCGCUGAGUCAUGGAAGCAAGAAUGGGACCGUACGAAGAAGUUUGAAUCGCCUACCCUUAGAGAAGAAAUGCAGUCAUUGUACAGACUCAAUCCAGCUGGACAAGAAAUCGGAGGAUUCUCCUUCCUCCUCAUUCUUUUUGGAUUCUUCCGCGACCAACUCUUCCUGAAGCAAGCCAAUGAUUUGGGCUUGUCAGGAGUGAUAAAUGUCGACGGUAAGAUGAUCUCUCACAUGGGGCAUCGUCCUAACCCAGAUCUAUGGCGACUUUUGGAUCCUUGUCGACGUACGGGCGCCAAGCGUAUCAAGCUUGCGACGAUACAGUACUACCACGUGAUCAGUAUCAUCAAUCGUGUGCCCUUGAGAGACCUGUAUGCUUUCGCCGGCUGGAGAGUAGCGCGCUCAAAACAGCUGGACACAAUACGCAGACUACUAAGCUGGACAACAGAGCACGGCGAUGGUGCCAGGGAAAUAGCUCUGCAUGCUGCAAAACUGUUUCACGAGUGCAAGAGCCAUUCUUCCUGUGGAUACCAGGAACCUGUUGCGAUGCUUAUUUCAAGCCUUGCUCUUUGGAUGUACAACACUUCGUUGUCGCCAUAUGCUUUGGAAAGGCGAGAGGGGUUUCAAAAUCAGAGCGUGGUGACGAUUCGCCUCGACGAGGACAUCGAUCGAGAAGAAGCUUCCGAAUGGGUACGAACUGGCAAGCAAGCCCGGCCUUUCGUUCCCGGAGUUGGGGACAUUCACAUGCCUGGUGGCUACUCCAAGGUCGUGACACAAGCAAUCGACGUUCUCGAGUCAGUGAAGGAGUGGAAAAUUGGCCAGCUUUUCUCAAGAGCGUUGAGAGAGCGGAUCAUAGCAUUUGAUACAGAUAAUCUACAAAAGAACUAG
Molecule: messenger RNA, 2754 nt
Organism: Colletotrichum karsti
Lineage: Eukaryota; Fungi; Ascomycota; Sordariomycetes; Glomerellales; Glomerellaceae
Exons: 9
Coding region: 1-2754 (917 amino acids)
Molecular function (GO): monooxygenase activity; heme binding; oxidoreductase activity, acting on paired donors, with incorporation or reduction of molecular oxygen
Source: RefSeq, a predicted model, not a curated record